AUGGUCGACACUCUGAGCCUCAAAGGAAAGGUCGCUAUUGUCACUGGCUCAGGUCGGGAGAACGGCAUUGGUGCUGGCAUAGCCCUUGCGCUUGCUCGUAAUGGCGCGUCAGUAACGGUCAAUUACGUUUCCGAUUCAACUAAAGAGCGCGCAGAGAACGUCUGCACAAUGCUUCGUGAAGCAGGUGGGAAGGCUAUUGCCGUUCAAACUUCAGUCGACACGAUCGAGGGGGCUCAAAAUCUCGUCAACAAAACGCUUCAAGGCUUUAAUACAGAUCAUAUUGAUAUCUUAGUCAACAAUGCAGGGUCCGUUUAUUUCAGUCACAUCACACAGCAGCCUAACGUGGAAGAACUCACCAAAGUCUUCCAAUUGAACGUUCUUGGUGCUUUUUACAUGGUUCACUACGUCGUUGCCCACAUGCCCCCAGGCGGACGAAUCAUCAACAUUAGCUCUACCAACUCGAAGAGAGGAAAUGUCAACAUCUCUUCUUAUGCAGCAUCAAAAGCGGCCUUGGACAGUUUGACGUGGAGUUGGGCGGGUGAGCUCGGUCGAAGUAAGGGUAUCACUGUCAAUUCUGUCGGCCCUGGCCCCGUAAUGACAGAUUUGUAUCCAAAGGGAAAGGAAGAGGAAUUGUCGAGGGAAGAGGUCUCUAUCACUAGAGCUGCAGACAGAGCUGGUACGACUGAUGACAUCGGCGAUGCCGUACUCUUGUUGGCAAAUGAGAAGUCGAGAUGGAUUACGGGACAGUACAUCAGUGCCAGUGGUGGGGUCACUUACUGA
Molecule: messenger RNA, 780 nt
Organism: Fusarium poae
Lineage: Eukaryota; Fungi; Ascomycota; Sordariomycetes; Hypocreales; Nectriaceae
Exons: 3
Coding region: 1-780 (259 amino acids)
Molecular function (GO): oxidoreductase activity
Source: RefSeq, a predicted model, not a curated record